ACAACUCUAAUUCGUGAUAGCUAUGGCGUACGCAGUGGGUUUUUGAUACAUGACGUCUGGUUGUCUGUAUGUUAUACUUGCACAUUGUAUCUGCAUUGCGAAUGUAUAUAUCUGUAUAUAUCAAGAAAACUGAAAAAUUACCAUUACGCUAUACGAAAUAAAAGUUCAUAAGUAAUUACAGACAUUAGUUAGAAGCUGAUACGUUGACAAUCAGUUUGUGCGUUGUAUUGGGCAAUACCAUUUUUUUUUGUCUGUCUCCUGUCAAAAGUUUUAACCAAAAUCCUCUGCGCGAUUACCCGAAGUGCCCGUCUGUGGACCGAGGAAAUCGUCAAAAUUGUAUAUAUCUCUGAGAAAAUAUGCCAGAUAGUGGUGCUGUUUAUCAACCUACGACAGUAGGUUACACAUACGAUAGCGGAGGUGACGGUACUGGAGGUAGUAACAAUUUAAGAGGUUGUUUCUGGAGAAUUAUAUCAAGACAUAAACUUAGCUCUAGAAACUGGCUUGAAUGGAUAUUAGUCUCAGCUGUUUUGUCGUUUAUCAUUGCUGGUAUAACAAUGAUAACCACUGAUCCAUCACGAGAAACUAAAAUAAAUAUUACACAAAAGGUAGACGAGGAUCCAACUAUGUCGCAAAGCGAUGAAGAACAUACUAAAUAUACUACAAAACAUUCCAUGCCACCAGGUAUUUUCCUGAUAUUAACAGGGCUAGUGUUGGGCUUAAUUUGGGCUUGGCUUCAUUUCUUCCAUCGCGCUAAAUCUACAAGAGGUGGAAUGGUCUUAAGCAGUGGUCAGAUGUUGGGCGGUUUGAAUCCAUCAACUGACUUCCUGGUGGGUUCCACUUCGCAGUACGGACCUGUACUAACGGAGCUGCCGAAUCAACUAACGAUGAAGUUGGAACAGACAAGUCCUCAUGAUACUCCAGCGAUACCACUUUCUGAUCAAGAAGAAGAAACCCGUACCUUAAUGCAGGAUUCUACAAUUCCCACGGUAGUCUCCAUUGGCCCUAAUACCAUUGCUAAUCAGAAAGGUUAAUUGCAUCGAUGUGUAGUAAGAACACACGAUGUGAACAUUCUUUUAAUUUUAUGUGAACAAACCUGAAUCGCGAUUUUUGCCAUUUUCGUGAAUUAUGUGAUUUUUUACAAAUAGAAGAACUAUUCUUUUUUAAUAUUUUAUUAGAAUUCCUUUGCCUGAUUUUGAAAUGUAAACAGUUUUAUUUCUGUAAAUUAUCGGCACAAGUUAAUAGCGUAAGGUAUCGUUUAUUUUAUUUUCUUUAAAUUUUAUUUUUUAGAUUAUAUCUAUGCAUUCCUCCACUCCGUCCAUUAUCAUUGGUAAUUUGUUAAAUAAGCAUUGAAUCCAGAUAUAUUACAGAUAAUAAAUUUUAGAAAAAUUUGUUUAUGAUAUAAGAUAUUUUUCAAAACAAUAUUCACAUUAUUGUUUAAAUAGCAUGUUUAAUAGUAGUAACUACAUUGGUUGUCUUUAUAUGAUAGUAAUUUAUAUUAGCACAUUAUUGGUCUGAAAUGACCAGUUACGAAUGCAUGUAUAAAUAAAUGAUAUUUUGUAUUACUCUGCCCAGUUUAAUAUAAUGGCAGCAUUAAGUGUCACCGACAAUAUUUGUAACAAACUAUUUGCUCAUCUGAAGAAAAAUGAGCUUUAACAUAUGGUGGUAUUAGCAAAAUAAAGGGAUGUGUAUAUAUUAGAAUAAAGUACAUAAAUUAUAAUAGAAGGCAAUCUCAUCCCUUCAAAUUAAAUUGGAAUGUUUGUGAUAUGACGUAGUGAAGGCGAUACACUGCACAAUUUUUGUUAUAUUACUUUAUCAUUUUUGUACUUAUGUUCUUUACAGUUAGUAUUUCUAAUUACAUACAACUUAAUAUAUACUAAUUGCAUACAUUUUUAUAAUAUAAAUAUUUUGAUACUUUGAUGAAAUUUUGGACCUGUUUUACUGAUUUUACAUCUAUUGAGACUGGGUAAUAUUAUUCAUAUAUUGUAUAAAGUAUAAAAUAUAAGGUAAUCUGUGGUUAAGCUGUUCUUAUUAUCAGCUACAAAUUUUAAAUGAUCUUUAUUUAUAUAUUAUUUUACGUGAUGUUAAAAUUGGAUUUACAACAAAAAAGAACAAUUUUUAUUAUGCAUUAAAAGUAUAUUUGAUAAACAAUGUCAUCUCAGCAUUUUUCAUGCACUUUUUAUAGAUAAGUUUCAUUUAAAACAAAAUUGUUGAGUUAUUUUAUUUGUUAAUAACACUUUAUGAAUGUGAAUAUUUAAAAGAAAGAAAUUAAAUAAAUAUCAGUCUGGAUUCAAUGCAUAGAAUGAAUAUGCAUUAACAAUAUUAUUUUAAUGAUUUAUGUGAAAAUCAUACUAUUAGUUAAUGAUUUAUUCAUUCAUUUAUGUAAGUAUUCUUAUUAAAUAAGGAAAAUAAAUAAUUGAAAAAUUA
Messenger RNA from Frieseomelitta varia, 2424 nucleotides. RefSeq lists its product as uncharacterized. NCBI's taxonomy places the organism in Eukaryota, Metazoa, Arthropoda, Insecta, Hymenoptera, Apidae. The coding region runs from base 357 to 1031 and encodes 224 amino acids. The record is from RefSeq and is a predicted model, not a curated record. The transcript is spliced from 3 exons.